AUGUUCGUGCUCCGGCGCGGUGUGCUGCAGUACUACAAGGUGGACCCCUCGCUGGACGUGCGCGGCCUGGCGGAGGAGCUGGGCGGAGCCGGAGGGGUCAGGGUGAUCGGCCCGGACCUUGUCAGUCUGCAGCGGGGCGGCGGCAGCGCGACGCCCUCGGGCCAGGCGAACCAUCCGCAGGGGGAGGUGCACCUGCAGGUCGCGCAAGUCCGAGAGUCGCGGCGCGGGGACGGGAAGAGGUUCUCGAUUCACAGCGGCACGAGGAAGAUUAAGUGCAGGGCGGAGUCAGAGGCAGACAGGGAUGCGUGGUUGUCAACUAUCAUGCAAUCGAAGGAACGGUGGUCAAGUACUGAUGGAAGUUACCUCUUCUCUGUGGAGCACACUGGUGACUCACCCAGCAGCAGUGGGCAGACUUCAAGAUCGUUCGAGGACGCAACACUGCCAGCAGUGCGGCAGCACCUUGAGGGCGGCCGCAUGACGCCCGAGCUCGUGGAGGAGGUGCUCAUGGAGCAGCACAAGUUCUAUGUGAACUAUAUGCGCAAGGAGGGGGAGAACAAGCGCAGGCUACUGUCCUAUGUCAAGGCCCUGGAGGUGCAGGGUCUCCUGCCGACCUCGCCUUUAUAUGGCAACAUCGCAUAA
Molecule: messenger RNA, 639 nt
Organism: Ostreobium quekettii
Lineage: Eukaryota; Viridiplantae; Chlorophyta; Ulvophyceae; Bryopsidales; Ostreobiaceae
Source: the annotation of a GenBank genome assembly